Orbicella faveolata is the source of this 984-nucleotide messenger RNA. Its product is annotated as adenine phosphoribosyltransferase-like. Gene Ontology annotation, cellular component: cytoplasm. The record is from RefSeq and is a predicted model, not a curated record. Gene Ontology annotation, biological process: AMP salvage; adenine salvage. NCBI's taxonomy places the organism in Eukaryota, Metazoa, Cnidaria, Anthozoa, Scleractinia, Merulinidae. Gene Ontology annotation, molecular function: adenine phosphoribosyltransferase activity; adenine binding; AMP binding.
AUGGAUGUGGAAUACUCCUGCUUACAAAGAGAAGUAGAUGCUUUCAACACUUGUUUUUUGAGUGUACCUAUAUUAUUAUUAUUAUUUUUUUUUAUCAUUAGGGAUAUUUGCCCAGUUUUAAAAGACUGUAAUGCAUUGAGAACAGUGACAGAUCUCUUUACAGAUCAUUUGCAAAAACAUUUCCCAAAGAUUGAUGCUAUUGUUGGUCUUGAUGCCAGAGGGUUUUUGUUUGGUCCUCUUGUGUCAAUGAAUCUGAAUGUGCCCUUUCUACUAAUACGCAAAUCAGGAAAAUUACCUGGACCAACCAUCAAGGUUUCAUCUACUAAGGAAUAUGGAAAAGAUGUCCUAGAGAUUCAAGCAGAUGCUAUACAGAAAGGACAAAAAGUUGUUGUUAUUGAUGACCUUCUUGCAACUGGAGGUAAGUUAGUAGACCUUUUGUGUGUGAUGUUAUUAUCAAACAUGAGCUCGGCAGUUUCAUUAAUGAAUUCAGCAGGAGGACAACUGGUUUUCACCAAAAAAAAAAUAUUCUGAACUGAACUUCUUCAUGAGAAGAACCUUCCUUGAGAUGGGCAGAGUGUCACUAUUAGUAUAUCUCAUAUUACUUAGCAAUGCACUUUUCAGUGCAUAGUUAAUUUUCUGAGAGGCAGGAUUUUGUUUGGAAAGGUUCUCUGAAUGAGGAACUAAAACUGAGUAAGUAAUAUACAGCCUUUCAAACACAACUGGCUCAUAACUCUGCAAUAAACUCUGGAUCUGUAGCAUGAAAGGGUUGGGAGUAUUGCUACUCCCUCCUGGAUGCGUUGCUAGACAGUCCAUCACAGGUAACUCUCAGCAUUGUCUCAGCUGUCCUAAAGGUUGGCACACAAGAGGGGACUAGUCGCUGCGACUAGUUCCUGCAACUAGUCCCGUAAAGAGUUUAGAUGGAGGGACUGGUCGCAGGAAGUUGUCCCACGAACAGUUCUGAAUCACACAAAGCAUUUUGAGGAA